AUGUCGUCUUUCUCUGCUAUCUGCUCCACACUGGUAAAACGAACCAUUCCACUUUGCUUGGUAUCCAAAACAAGCACUAGCUCCAUUACUCCCCCUUUGUUUUUGUCACUCAAAAACUCUAUCUUUCCUAAUCGACCACCGAUUUUAGUCCAUGCUCGAUUAUCUGACUCCCCCAGCGAGUAUCCUACUCGAAGACCACCGGAGUUUUCUCCUCCGGUGCCGGACUUUGAUCGGCCUACUGUUCCACCUGUAGUACCUGGAAUCUCUACCUCUCCGGAAGUUUGUAUUCCAAAUACCACUCCACCUGAGGUCAGCCCUUAUCCUCCAUCAAUCGACCCGGACCCAAUUCCGGGACCAGGUUUUCCAGUACCUCCUAAUCUGGAUGUGCCACGACCUUUUCCAGAUAACCCGACUCCAGGACCUGACAUACUGCCACCGCAGCCACCGGAUGUAGUGCCUCCACCGCCUCAUGGCCCUGAGAUUAUUCCACCACCUUCACCGCCACCACCGCCCACCGGACCAGGCGGGCCAAUAAUCGUGAUCUAA
Messenger RNA from Argentina anserina (silverweed cinquefoil), 546 nucleotides. RefSeq lists its product as uncharacterized. NCBI's taxonomy places the organism in Eukaryota, Viridiplantae, Streptophyta, Magnoliopsida, Rosales, Rosaceae. The coding region runs from base 1 to 546 and encodes 181 amino acids. The record is from RefSeq and is a predicted model, not a curated record. The transcript has a single exon.